This is a messenger RNA of Perca fluviatilis (European perch), 648 nucleotides long. Its product is annotated as ladderlectin-like. NCBI's taxonomy places the organism in Eukaryota, Metazoa, Chordata, Actinopteri, Perciformes, Percidae. Bases 62 to 550 code for a protein of 162 amino acids. The record is from RefSeq and is a predicted model, not a curated record. The transcript has a single exon. Gene Ontology annotation, molecular function: signaling receptor activity.
GUCGAUAACAUUUAACAGUGCAGAUCAGAAACUCCAAAGACUCUGAGACUCUGACGCCAACAUGCUCUCGUUCCUCUACUUGUUUGGUCUGACUCUGGGGGCUGUGUCUCCUUCAGACGGCUAUCCGGUGGAGCUACAGCGUGGCAGCUGUCCCAUGUUCUGGUUCAGUUUCAACGGCCGCUGCUACAAGUACGUCGCUACACAUUUGACCUGGGCUGAUGCAGAGCUCCACUGUGUGUCACAGGGAGGCAACCUGGUGUCCAUCCACAGUCUGGAAGAAGAGAAUUUCGUCAAAUCCCUGAUCAGGAAUUUUGACCAUGCUCAGGGAGCGACCUGGAUUGGACUCAGCGACACCCAGAAAGAAGGAAUUUGGAUGUGGUCUGAUGGUAGCAGAGUGGACUAUGUCUAUUGGAAUAAAGUACAGCCAGAUAACUACAGAGGAAAUGAACGCUGUGUUCACAACAACUAUGAUAAAGAUUUCAAAUGGAAUGACGUGCCAUGUUUCAGUAGUAAUCCCUCUGUUUGUGCAUCUCAUAUUACCUGUCCUUAGCAGUUGAGAUGUAACAUGGUUGAACCCUGGUCACUGUUCACCUGUUGCUCUGUUGACAUGCAUUAGGCCUCCAGAAUAAAGACACAGAUGUGCAUUUA